AUGCUCACGAAUACGGCGAUUCACUACUGUCAUUGGGCUCCCUACGACGGCGAGCCUCCUCCAGACCGCCAGAGUAGGUAUAUUGAUUUUUGUGCGGUAUACCAUACGCACCGUUGGUGUCUCGGUCUGUGCGAUCGCCAGUCGUCAGCAGCUAGCCGUCUGGUGUUCAUCUCUCCUGUUUUUCAUUUGUUCUCUACUCUAUCGGCUAUCUCGGCCGGCGGUUAAAACCACCGCCGCCAUAUUUAACGCACACGCCUUUUUAUUUCAACGCGCCAACAUUGAACGUUACCGAAACCCGCCGUCAGAUCUCAGACAUCUGAAACAGAUAGCAAAUUUCGACUCGAGAUUAUUGUUACUACCGAAAACCUCUCGGGAACAUAUGGUGGUGCUAUCCCGUAUAGGUGAGUUUUGAGAGGGGUUGCUUCUAGGAAUAGACAAUAUGUGCACGUGUACCUUGUAUUUUGAAAGUAAUUUUUAUCACCUUAUUGCUCUGUGUUUGUUGUUUUGUCUAUGAUUCGGGUUUUGUAAAUCUAUUUUUAAACACGAAGUUAUAUUUUUGGACAUAUUUAAAACAAUUGUCGAACAACCAGAUUACCAGAAGAAAAUACUCUUAUUAAUUUAUUUAAUUUUUGAGACUAAUUUUUCCGUUUCAAAAUUGUAUGAACUUAUUUAGAAAUAAAAUUAUACUUUUACUAUGAGGAUUUAAUUUGCCACUGGGUAACCUUCCUAAUCAUUGGAUUGAUCGUUGUUUAUUAUUUUUGCCACUUAUAGAACCUACUCAUUGUAUACAUUUUCGAUUUAUUUACUUAGUAAAAAUAAAAUAUAAAACUUGUUACCUGAUUAAUAUUUUGUAAUAUAAACACAAAUAUUAUUGUAGGUAUCAAUAAUAUUAUUGACAUUUUUCUUCCCAUGUGUAAAUUUCCUAUGAUACAAUUAUUAUUAUUAUUUUUCAGUAUCGCUAUCAUUAUCCAGAGCAAGAUCUGGCAGUUGUAAAAAGCGUAUAGAGCCAUAUAUUGGCCCUUUUACAAGGUGCAUGAGUUCUAUAAAAUACCAGGGUUUUAGUUUUCGGUAAAUAUCAAAUUUAAUCAAAUGUUAAAAACACUCUGUACCAUUUUUUUUUCUGAAAUGUCAUAUUUUUAUAUUUAGAAAUUUGUUGGAACAGGACAUCAAAAUAUUGCAGCAACCAUCACAGAAAAUCACAACCAUUCCGGGAAACGUGACGGGUUAUACUUAA
Molecule: messenger RNA, 1234 nt
Organism: Cinara cedri
Lineage: Eukaryota; Metazoa; Arthropoda; Insecta; Hemiptera; Aphididae
Source: the annotation of a GenBank genome assembly